CACCACCCUGCUCUUUAGCCUCGCAUAGCGAUCUCUCGCCGUCAUGUCUGCUUCAGGUAGCUCGAAAGUAAUCCCGCUCGACUCGCAGGUUGGCGGUCAUCCAGGCGUGCUCACGAGCGAGGACGGAUCGCUCCUCAUCAAGCCCGCGCACCCUACCGAGGUCGCGUUUUACCAAACUGUCAUCGCCGAUCCCGGGUUUGCGCCACUGCGCCCGUUUGUCCCGAAAUUCUACGGCACGCUCCGCCUCGAAGGAAAGGUUGAUGACACUGCGCCAGCGCCAGAAGAGGGCAGUCAGUUCAAGGUCGUCGAGGUGGCGACGGAGGCUGAGAAAGAGUCCCUAGUGCUGGAGAACCUCUCGCACUCGUUCGCGAAGCCUAAUAUCCUCGACGUCAAGCUCGGAACGGUCCUGUACGACGACGAAGCUAGCCCUGAGAAGCGUGCGCGUAUGGAGAAGACUGCGCGCGAGACGACGUCGCUCGAGACAGGCGUGCGCCUGACAGGUUUCCAGGUAUACGAUAUCACCACCGGAAAGGCGGUCAACACACCCAAGGCGUACGGCAAAUCCAUCAAACCCGCCGACCUCCCGGACGGCAUCGCGCGAUUCUUCCCUUUUGGGGUCACGUACGACGAACUCGCAAACCCAAGUUCUGGAGGUGCAAGUAGUGAGGCGCCUGCGACGGGGACCGGUCUCCCUCCAGACGUUCUCUUGCCCAUACUCGAGUCGAUGAGGGAGGACGUCGCUGAGAUCCGAGAGGCGCUCGCCCAGGUGCACAUGCGCAUGGUAGGCGGGAGUCUGCUUAUCAUCUACGAGGCAGACUGGGGGCGCGCACGUGAGGGACUGAAGUGGCUCGAGGAGGCGGCUGAAGACGAAGACGAAGAAGACGAGGAGGACGAGGAUGAAGAUGAAGAUGAAAAGCGCGUGGGCCCACCAUACCUUGUCAAGCUCAUCGACUUUGCGCACACGAAGGUCGUGCCCGGGAUCGGGCCUGACGAGGGGGUGCUGAAGGGCGUGGACACGAUCCUGACCCUCCUGGACGGGCGUAUCCAACAGACUAAGGCGGUGAUCGCGUCGACAGAGGCCGCCCCAGCUUCAUGAGGCGAGACUCCCGUGUACAAGAGCAAGAGAUAUCCAUGUACGACCAG
This is a messenger RNA of Dichomitus squalens LYAD-421 SS1, 1143 nucleotides long. RefSeq names its product SAICAR synthase-like protein. Bases 44 to 1096 code for a protein of 350 amino acids. Gene Ontology annotation, cellular component: nucleus; cytoplasm. The record is from RefSeq and is a predicted model, not a curated record. Gene Ontology annotation, biological process: inositol phosphate biosynthetic process; phosphatidylinositol phosphate biosynthetic process. The transcript has 3 exons. Gene Ontology annotation, molecular function: inositol hexakisphosphate kinase activity; inositol-1,4,5,6-tetrakisphosphate 3-kinase activity. NCBI's taxonomy places the organism in Eukaryota, Fungi, Basidiomycota, Agaricomycetes, Polyporales, Polyporaceae.